AAGAUGAAGUAAUUUAAUUAAUACAGAUUAAGUCAAAAAAAUAAAGUAUAAAGAAGUUGGAUAAUGUCUGUAGAAGAGAAAGUUGAAAAAUUGUCUAUUAAGGACGAAGUUGAACAAAUUGUUACCCCAUGGGAAGUUGAAGGUGCAGUUGUUGAUGGUAAAGCACAAGGAAUUGAUUAUGAUAAAUUAAUUAAACAAUUUGGUACUAAAGCCAUUACUUCAGAAACUUUAACUAGAUUUAAAGCUAUAACUGGUCAAGAACCUCAUCCAUUUUUAAAAAGAGGAGUUUUCUUUUCAGAAAGAGAUCUUGAAAGAAUUUUAGAUUUAUAUGAACAUGGUGAACCAUUUUUCCUUUAUACUGGUAGAGGUCCAUCAUCAGAUUCUAUGCAUUUAGGUCAUAUGGUUCCAUUUACAUUUACUAAAUGGUUACAAGAUGUAUUUGAUGCACCAUUAGUUAUUGAAUUAACUGAUGAUGAAAAAUUCUUAUUUAAACCAAAAUUAACUAUUGACGAUGUUAAACAAUUUUCAAGAGAUAAUGCAAAAGAUAUUAUUGCCGUUGGUUUUAAUCCUGAAAAUACAUUUAUAUUUUCUGAUUUACAAUAUAUGGGAGGUGCUUUCUAUGAAAAUGUAGUUAGAACUUCAAGACAAAUUACUACAUCAACUGCUAAAGCAGUAUUUGGAUUUCAAGAUUCUGAUUGUAUUGGUAAAAUUCAUUUUGCAAGUAUUCAAAUUGCUACUGCAUUUCCAUCAUCAUUUCCAGAUGUUUUAGGUUUACCACCAAAGACUCCAUGUUUAAUUCCUUGUGCUAUUGAUCAAGAUCCUUACUUUAGAGUAUGUCGUGAUGUUGCCGAUAAAUUAAAAUUUACUAAACCAUCAUUAAUUCAUGCAAAAUUCUUUCCUGCUUUACAAGGUGCAUCAACUAAAAUGUCUGCUUCUGAUACUACUACUUCUAUCUUUAUGGGAGAUUCUCAAAAGGAAAUUAAGAAAAAGAUUAAUAAAUAUGCAUUCUCAGGUGGUAAAGCAACCCUUGAAGAUCAUAAAAAAUAUGGAGGAGAUCCAGAUAUUGAUGUUGCUUAUCAAUAUUUAUCAUUCUUUAGUUUUGAUGAUGAAAAAAUAGAAAAAUUGGCUGAUGGUUAUAGAAAGGGUGAAGUUUUAUCAGGAGAAAUGAAACAAGAAUGUAUUACUGUAUUACAAGAAUUUGUAGCUGCUUAUCAAGAUAGAAGAAGUAAAAUUGAUGAUGAAGUUAUAAAUAAAUUUAUGAAACCUCAUAAAUUAGUUUAUGGUCAAAAGGAAAGAUUAGUUCCAAUAAAGAUCAGAGAAAAGAAAGUUAAAAAAUAGUUCAAAAAAAAUUAGUUGAUAUAUAUUAUAUAUAUUAUAUAUAUAAUCAUUAUAAAGUACAUAGAUAUAUACAAGUUCUAGAGUAACU
Molecule: messenger RNA, 1426 nt
Organism: Scheffersomyces amazonensis
Lineage: Eukaryota; Fungi; Ascomycota; Pichiomycetes; Serinales; Debaryomycetaceae
Gene: WRS1
Product: tryptophan--tRNA ligase
Exons: 1
Coding region: 64-1338 (424 amino acids)
Biological process (GO): tryptophanyl-tRNA aminoacylation
Cellular component (GO): cytoplasm
Molecular function (GO): tryptophan-tRNA ligase activity; ATP binding
Source: RefSeq, a predicted model, not a curated record